GCUAACGCGAGCGCCGCGCCUCCGGGUCCCGGGCGCAACUGCACUGCCUGCCCGCCUCAGCGCAACGAGGCCCUGGCGCGCGUGGAGGUAGCGGUGCUGUGCCUCAUCCUCUUCCUGGCGCUGAGUGGCAACGUGUGCGUGCUCCUGGCGCUGCGCACCACUCGCCACAAGCACUCGCGCCUCUUCUUCUUCAUGAAGCACCUGAGCAUCGCCGACUUGGUGGUGGCCGUGUUCCAGGUGCUGCCACAGCUGCUGUGGGACAUCACCUUCCGCUUCUACGGGCCCGACCUGCUGUGCCGCCUGGUCAAGUACCUGCAGGUGGUGGGCAUGUUCGCCUCCACCUACCUGCUGCUGCUCAUGUCCCUGGACCGCUGCCUGGCCAUCUGCCAGCCGCUGCGCUCACUGCGCCGCCGCACAGACCGCCUGGCCGUGCUUGCCACGUGGCUGGGUUGCCUGGUGGCCAGCGCGCCCCAGGUGCACAUCUUCUCCCUGCGAGAGGUGGCGGACGGCGUCUUUGACUGCUGGGCUGUUUUCAUCCAGCCCUGGGGGCCCAAGGCCUACAUCACGUGGAUCACACUGUCCAUCUACAUUGUGCCGGUCAUUGUGCUGGCGGCCUGCUACAGCCUCAUCAGCUUCAAGAUCUGGCAGAACCUGCGACUGAAGACCGCAGCCGCGGCUGCAGCCCAGGGUCCCGAGUACUCCGACGCCGGCGGCUCAGGGCGAGCGGCGCUGGCGCGAGUCAGCAGCGUCAAGCUCAUCUCUAAGGCCAAGAUCCGCACCGUCAAGAUGACCUUCAUCAUCGUGCUGGCCUUCAUCGUGUGCUGGACGCCCUUCUUCUUUGUGCAGAUGUGGAGUGUGUGGGACGCCAAUGCGCCCAAGGAAGCCUCCGCCUUCAUCAUCGCCAUGCUGCUGGCAAGCCUCAACAGCUGCUGCAACCCCUGGAUCUACAUGCUCUUUACUGGCCACCUCUUCCAUGAACUCGUGCAGCGCUUCCUCUGCUGCUCCCCCAGCUUCUUGAAGGGCAGCCGUUCGAGAGAGACAAGUGUCAGCAAAAAGAGCAACUCGUCCACCUUUGCCUUGAGCCAGCGCAGCUCCAGCCAGAGGAGCUGCUCCCAGCCAUCCACAGUGUGACCCCAGGCCGGGCAGCUGCCUGCUGAGCUCACAGUGCUGCAUGGACAGUCUGCCCUUGUGUCCUUUACGUGUGUGUAAGGUACUCUUAUUUGUGUUCCUCUGCACCUUGGGGUAGCUCUAGUGCCAUGGGGGAUUCUGACAUGGGGCAGAAGAUGAUGGGGUUACUCAGCCAUCAGACAAACCCCCGUGUUUCCUGGGUUCCCCAUGUCCUGCUACCCUAACCCUACUGCUGCUCUGGGCACUGCCUGGGUUCUUCUUCCCCUAGACUGUACUUUCACUCAGUAUCUUUUUACUUCUGUACCAUAGAACCUUGUGAAAGAAGCAGAUAUAAGAUCAGUGACUGAUUUGGGCCAGGGAUUUAGCUCAGUGGU
Messenger RNA from Fukomys damarensis (Damara mole-rat), 1502 nucleotides. RefSeq names its product oxytocin receptor (gene Oxtr). Gene Ontology annotation, molecular function: peptide binding; oxytocin receptor activity; vasopressin receptor activity. The annotation marks the transcript as partial. Gene Ontology annotation, biological process: G protein-coupled receptor signaling pathway; regulation of systemic arterial blood pressure by vasopressin; positive regulation of vasoconstriction. The record is from RefSeq and is a predicted model, not a curated record. Lineage: Eukaryota; Metazoa; Chordata; Mammalia; Rodentia; Bathyergidae. The transcript has 2 exons. Gene Ontology annotation, cellular component: membrane.